Messenger RNA from Caenorhabditis auriculariae, 456 nucleotides. Lineage: Eukaryota; Metazoa; Nematoda; Chromadorea; Rhabditida; Rhabditidae. The record is from the annotation of a GenBank genome assembly.
AUGUCUGCAACUCAUACCAUAUUGCUCAUUCAGCCCACGACGCGCGUCGAUUCGAGAACCUGGACAGAUUACGAAACUCUUGGAGAUUGUCUUGAAGGCAAGUUCCAUUCGACCUGUAAUUUAUAACUAUAUUGAAAUUUGUAAAGGUGUCUGCAAAAUUUUCGAGGAGUUCCUCAAGAAGAAAAGCCCAUUGCAACCGAAAAUCACAUACGAUAUCUCCCAGUUGUAUGAGUUUGUGGACAAACUCACGGAUCUGUCGGUUCUCGUUUUCAACAGGGUUUGUUUUUUUCACUUUUCUCCUUGAUCGAUGUUUUCAAAAUUCAGGAAUCGGCGCAGUAUGUUCCUCACAACAAAGACUGGAUCAAGCAGAAGAUUUUCGAAAUGCUUCGAGGCCACGCCAAGUUUCAGACAAGCGACGUCGCCGCGGAAGAGGAUGGGGAUAUGAUUCAUGCCUGA